UGGCUACAACGUCAUGGGGGGCUGUGCGGUGUCUAAUGGGACGGGCUAGCCUCGAGGACUGUCUGUUAUAUUAACGGGUUAAAUGUCUGUUAGCUCCAUGAAUGCUGUCAGAGGUGGAAAGUGUAUUUUUCCACAUCAGGUACCAGCCUCCAGACUACAGAGAGAUGCUGGGUGUCCCUACACGUCAGCAGCUCCGCGGACAACAACGAUAGCAUUCAUCCAUUAAUAUCCACCGCAGAGAGCUAACGGCUAAAACUCAACCGUUAUAACAGCAGCUCAGCAGCGAUGGCUGUGAAGUCGAGGAGACCGUGGACGGCGGUGAUUUUCGGCGUGUUUCUCGGGUUCACCGUGUCCUCCUGGCUCAUCGUGCCUCAGGUUCUGGAGAGGAGUAAAGGGAAGAAAUCUCCCUCCAUGUGUUUGUACCAUAGUGACGGUAAAAGUCCCGCUAUGCUCGGGAUAAGAGAACAGGACCGCCCGCAGCAGCUCAACCAGGAGGAGGAGGCAGUCAGGACAUCGAGUACAGCCGGGAACAGCAGCAGUAGUACCGGCGACAGACCCAUCACUAGACCCCCCCGGCAUCUCCUCUUUGUCGGCGUCAUGACAGCCAAGAAGUACCUGCGGUCCCGAGCCGUGGCCGCCUACAACACCUGGUCCAGCUCCAUACCGGGGAAAGUGGAGUUCUUCUCCAGCUCCGGGUCCGGUUCCAUCCACGUCCCGGUCCCGGUACCGGUGGUGUCGCUGGCGGAUGUGGACGACUCGUACCCGCCGCAGAAGAAGUCCUUCAUGAUGCUGAAGUACAUCCACGACCACUACCUGGAUCAGUACGAGUGGUUCAUGAGGGCAGAUGAUGAUGUUUAUAUAAGAGGUGAGAAGCUGGAGUUGUUCCUGCGCUCGCUGAACAGCAGCAAGCCCCUCUACCUGGGCCAGACGGGCCUGGGCAUGGCUGAGGAGCUGGGCAGACUGGCCCUGGAGCCCGGGGAGAACUUCUGUAUGGGAGGCCCUGGGAUGAUCUUCAGUAGAGAGGUUCUACGCAGGAUGGUCCCUCACAUCAGCACCUGUCUGAGGGAGAUGUACACCACUCACGAGGAUGUGGAAGUGGGUCGCUGUGUACGACGCUUUGGAGGAACACAGUGUGUGUGGUCGUAUGAGAUGCAGCAGCUCUUCUACGAGAACUACGAACACAACAAGAAAGGUUUCAUCGAAGAACUCCACAGUAGCAAGAUCCACAACGCCAUUACACUUCACCCCAACAAGAAGCCCGCCUACCAGUACCGGCUCCACAGCUUCAUGCUGAGCCGCGAGAUCUCCAGACUCUGUUACCGCACCAUCCUGCUCCACCGUGAAGGCCUGGUUAUGAGUUACCUCAGUGAUACCGAAGUACUGUGGGAGGACCAGCAGCUGGGAUCCCCACCUUCCUACAUGCGCUACAAGCCCAGCGAGAGAAAUGAUGUCAUCGAAUGGGAUUUCCUCACCGGCCGCCAUAUUUAUUCUGCCGCCGAGAACAAGAUCGCCCGGCAAAGCCUCGGGAACUUGCUCCGGACUGCACUGGAAGACAUUAUACUCCAGGUCAUGGAGAUGAUUAAUGAGAAUUCGAAAACACGUGGCCGUGUAAUUGACUUUAAAGAGAUUCAGUAUGGCUACUACAGGGUGGAUCCAAUGCACGGCGCCGAAUACAUCAUAGACUUACUGCUUCUGUACAAGAAACACAAGGGACGCAAAAUCACAGUUCCCGUUAGGCGGCACGCUUACCUUCAGCAAUCCUUCAGCCGACCCUUCUUUACUGAAACUGAAGAGCUUGACGUGGCUGAACUCGUGGCUGCCAUCAACUCUGAAUCCCAAUCCCUGUCUUUCCUGUCCAACUCUCUGAAGUUCCUGUCCCCUUUCCAGGUCUAUGAAUCAAACAGGGAAAUGUGGGAGCAAAGCCAGAGAAAAGUCAACAUCCUUGUCCCAUUAUCCGGUCGCUAUGACGUCUUUGUCCGCUUUAUGGAAAACUUUGAGAAAGUGUGUUUGAUACCUAAACAAAAUGUUAAGCUCUCAAUCAUCCUGGUGGACAGCGAGAGCAAUCAGAGCAGUGGAAAACACGCUCAGUUAAUCAAAGACUACUACAGGAAGUAUCCCAAAGCUGACCUGUCCAUAAUCCCCAUGACGGGCAAUUUCUCACGAGGACUGGCUCUCGAGCUGGGCUCCUCGCAGCUUGACAACGACUCUCUACUCUUCUUCUGUGACAUCGAUCUCAUCUUUAACGGCGAUGCCUUGCAGCGUUGCAGAGACAACGCCGUCCAAGGGAGACAAGUCUAUUUCCCUGUUGUUUUUAGUCAGUACAACCCCAAGAUAGUGUAUUCCGAGAAGGCCCCGAGAGAAAACAAAUUUGUGCUGACCAAAAAAAGUGGUUUCUGGCGAGAUUAUGGAUUUGGAAUCACUUGCGUUUUCAAGAGUGAUUUAAUAAGAGCUGGAGGUUUUGACACCUCGAUCUUAGGCUGGGGAUUGGAAGACGUAGACUUGUUCACAAAAGUUGUCAAUUCUGGUUUAAAUGUGCUACGCAGUCAAGAACCAGGAAUUAUCCACAUUCAUCAUCCUGUCCACUGCAACGCAAGUCUCGAGCAGAAGCAAUACAAAAUGUGCCUUGGGUCAAGAGCAAGUACGUUUGCGUCAACGAUACAGUUAGCAGAGUUGUGGCUGGAGAAACACAUAGAGGCAGGUUAUAACAGAACUUCAUCCUGACAUCCCAGCCCUCCUGUACUCAUAUACGUCUAAGUUUACCUCAGUUCUGCUUGAAUGCAGACAGCGAUGGACUGUGUGUGUGACUGUGGAUCACAGGUCUUUGUAGGCUGGAAAAUUUGAUCAAGAAAGGACCCAAAACCAGAGAUGGCCCUAACCAAUUAAGACCACACAUGACCCAAACUGACCUGACAGCAGGUAGACCCGACCUCGAAGGGAUCCAGAGGAAACGGUACACGAACAGAACCGAGUCGAGGAUUGCUGGACCCAAAACAACAAAAAAAGUAUCUGCUACCAUAUCCAGUUCCAAACCAGCUAGGGAAACCACUGACUAAAUAUAAAUUGGCUGUUAGUUGGUACAUUGGAUAUUGUACAGUUCAUUACAGUUUUAUGGAUUUAUUGACGUAUUAUUACGCUGCCAAAUAGCUUUGGGGAGUCCCGAGCUUUUUAAAUGAUCCAAAGAACAAGCUAUAUCAGCCUGUCAGGUGAUUUCACGUAAUAUAUUUAUAUAUAGAACACCUAAGGAAUCCAUUGGUACCAAUCAUGUCAUACCAGCUUAUCGCGAAGGAGGCUAAAUAACGCUCCAAACUUGCGCUAAAUCUUGGCGAGGAAAAAAUG
Molecule: messenger RNA, 3336 nt
Organism: Sebastes umbrosus (honeycomb rockfish)
Lineage: Eukaryota; Metazoa; Chordata; Actinopteri; Perciformes; Sebastidae
Gene: chsy3
Product: chondroitin sulfate synthase 3
Exons: 3
Coding region: 286-2721 (811 amino acids)
Cellular component (GO): Golgi cisterna membrane
Molecular function (GO): glucuronosyl-N-acetylgalactosaminyl-proteoglycan 4-beta-N-acetylgalactosaminyltransferase activity
Source: RefSeq, a predicted model, not a curated record